This is a messenger RNA of Peronospora belbahrii, 2943 nucleotides long. The record is from the annotation of a GenBank genome assembly. Lineage: Eukaryota; Oomycota; Peronosporomycetes; Peronosporales; Peronosporaceae.
AUGACCUUUCCAUAUCAAACACAAACAGCAUUGCAGAAUACACCUAGUGCUUUUGCACCGACUGUUCCAUUUGAAGAUGCAAGUCAACAACGUUUUACAUAUUUGUUUCAUUUAGCCCAUCAACAAUAUGUCGCUGGAUAUUAUCCAGAAGCAUUACGAUUAUGUGAGCAACUCUAUGAAUCGGAUGCAUAUCGAAUUGAUAAUUUAUUGCUACUUGGUGCAUUGCAUUUUCAACUUGGGAAUCUCUCGGAAAGUAUUUUUUACAAUCAACAAUGUAUACGUGUAGCACCUGCUUUUGCUGAAGCUUAUGGGAAUCUGGGGAACGCAUUGAAAGAAUUGGGCGAUUUAUCCGGUGCGGUGCAGUUUUACAUUCGUGCAAUUAAAUUGAAGCCACGAUUUGGUGAUGCAUAUAAUAAUCUGGCCAAUUGUUAUAUGCUCUUGGGUCAAACGACUGAAGCUGUGGAGACAUAUAAGAUGGCGAUUUUACUUGAUCCACAAUUGGUUGAUGCACAUAGUAAUUUGGGGAAUUUAUACAAACUCCAAGGUCGGAUCGAAGAUGCAAAACGUUGUUAUGCACAAGCGAUUCGUGUGAAACCCAGUUUUGCGAUUGCCUGGAGUAAUUUAGCCAGUCUUUUGAAAGAGGAGGGACAACUUGAGGCUGCGAUUGAUCACUAUAAAGAAGCCAUUCGAGUCGCUCCAGAAUUUGCAGAUGCUUAUAGUAAUUUGGCUAGUUGCUACUACGAUGCAGGUCAGAUGGAGUUGGCUAUUCACACUUUUCGCCAUGCGAUUCAGCUUGAGCCGAAUUUCCCAGACGCUUACAACAAUUUGGGCAACGCUUUGCGUGAAUACGGUCAGCUUGAACAAGCCGUUGUGUGCUACCGUACGGCACUACAGCUCAAACCGGACCAUCCACACGCUUACAAUAACCUAGGCAAUGCUUUGAAGGACAAGGGUCUUGUAAAAGAGGCAUUGCAUUGCUACACGACGGCAGCGCGUCUGCUGCCACGGUUUGCAGCUGCACACAGUAACAUUGGGAGCGUAAUGAAGGAACAGGGCAAGCUGGACCAGGCAUUGGCACACUACCAGGAGGCGAUCACGAUUGACCCUAACUUCGCCGAUGCGUACAGCAACAUGGGCAAUGUAUUCAAGGACUUGUGCCGACUGGAGGAAGCCAUUCAAUGCUACUCGACUGCAAUCCGUCUCAAACCGCAGUUCCCUGAUGCCUACAGCAAUCUAGCUAGUGCGUACAAGGAUGGUGGCCGUCUUGACGAUGCUAUUACGUGUUAUCGCAAGGCACUUGCACUGCGCCCGCACUUUCCAGAUGCAUUUGCGAAUUACUUCCACUCGAUGGUAUUUAUUUGUGACUGGCAUUCUCGUACUCAGGAUACGGAGAUGCUGCAGCGUUUUGUGGAUGAGCAGCUGAGUGUGGAUGGUGUGCUGCCGUCCGUACAGCCAUUCCACGCGCUGGUGUAUCCGCUUUCGAUGCAGCGAUUCCAGGAUAUCUCGCGACGAUAUGCCGAUCGUGCCAAGCUGAACGUGAGUCUAGUGAAUCUUCCUCCCAUGUGUUUCAAGAACAAACGCGCGUCGGAGCGUUUGCGCAUUGGCUACGUGUCUUCGGACUUGGGCAACCAUCCAUUGGCACACUUGAUGCAGAGUGUGUUUGGCAUGCAUGACAAGAGCAGAUACGAGGUGUUUUGCUACGCUACGUCGCCAGAUGACGGAUCGAUAUGGCGCAAGCAGAUAGCUGGCAGCGUUGAGCACUUUACUGAUAUUUGUGCACUGUCAAAUGGCGAUGCUGCACGCUCUAUUCACGAUGACAACAUUCACAUUCUCGUCAAUUUGAAUGGUUACACAAAGGGUGCACGCAACGAGAUUUUUGCGCUCCAGCCUGCGCCCAUUCAAGUAAGCUACAUGGGUUUCUGCGGUACGCUCGGUGCCGAUUAUAUUCAGUACAUGGUAGGCGACGCCACGGUGGUGCCUUUAGAGUACCGGCGGUACUUUACGGAAAAGCAGAUCAAUAUGCCACACUCGUACUUUGUGAACGAUCACAAGCAGUCGGCGCGCGAUGUACUGGACACGGACAAGUGUCCGACACGAGCGGACUAUGGUGUGCCUGAGGACAAGUUUGUCUUUUGCAACUUUAACCAGGUAUACAAGAUUGAUCCUGUUACGUUCACGACUUGGAUGAAUAUCCUCAAGCGCGUGUCAAACUCAGUAUUGUGGCUGCUGCGCUUUCCACCUAUUGCGGAGGCGAACAUUCGCGCCGAGGCGCGUGCUCGUGGAGUCGAAGACGCAAUACGUUUAAUAUUUACAGACGUGGCUCCUAAAGACGAGCACCUCAAGCGCGGCUACCUCGCUGAUUUAUUCCUGGAUACACCAGAAUGCAAUGCGCAUACGACCGGAUGUGAUAUUUUGUGGGGCGGUACGCCGAUGGUGACAAUGCCGAAGGACCGCAUGGCCACGCGCGUGGCUUCGAGCUUGCUGCGCGCCGCCAAUAUGAGUGAGCUCAUUGCGAAUUCGCUCGAGGAGUACGAAGAGCUUGCGGUGGCACUCGCUAAUGACACGGAUCGACUGCAAAAGCUUCGGCGGCGGCUUGAGGACGAGCGUCUGCGCAGUCCGUUGUUCGACACCCAGCGGUGGGUACGUAACCUGGAGACGGGCUUACGCAUGGCAUGGGAGCGCCACGAGAAAGGUCUGUCGCCUGACCACAUUGAUGUUCCUGAUAUCAAUGACCUGGAGCAGGUGAAGUCAAAGAAACACAAAACGAUCGACAGCCAGUCGCAACCUUCUACAACAACAGGGCAUGCAAAGGACGACUGCAAUCACGAGCACAGUAGCAGCACCGGGUCUGUCGGCAGCAGUGCGCUGCCGAUGAGCGCUUUACUUUCCGGUGGGAUGUCGACUGCGACGAGACAAACGCCCGCUGCUUACAAGCAACAAUGA